Geodia barretti is the source of this 276-nucleotide messenger RNA. The record is from the annotation of a GenBank genome assembly. Lineage: Eukaryota; Metazoa; Porifera; Demospongiae; Tetractinellida; Geodiidae.
AUGAUGGAGGUCUUGCGAGGAACUGUCGGCGCUGCGUGCCGGCGGCUCGCGAAGGAGGAUAGGGCCAUAGCGUUCGUACAAGUCGGUGAAGAGGAGCUUCUCGAGAAGGCACUGAAACCAUUCAAGCGGAUCGUCGAGAAGGAAGGGAUCGUCCGAGAGUGGAAACGGCGUGAGUACUUCGAGAAGCCGUCGACGGUUCGCAACAAGCGGCGCAAGGCGAUGGAACGCAAGCGCCUGAAGAAAAUGCGCAAGAUCCAGACCCAACUGAAACGCUGA